UGCCAUGCCCGUCGGGAAAGGGUUAAGAAGACUUCCAUAUGAACUGAAUAACUGUGUACCUUAAUUCAAAAACAUGAAAUGUACUACAUUUAUAAUAUUCAAUAAUUUUAUAGCAUCUUUCUUCAUAUAAAAACAUACACUGAUAAUGGAGAUACCUAGUAACAAAUCAUAUAGUCUUGCCACAUAACAGAAGACUUCCAUAUCUUAUCUCUAGAUCUUAGUGAUAUGUUAUAAGUUCUAAUCACUAGACUUUGCAAGAUAACUCAGACUUUAGUGCUGAACAUAAUACAGUACAUUCCAGGUUAAAAUUUAAUUAGAGUUAUAGUAGAUUUACUAUUGAAGUGUUUCUUACUGUAAAAGUCAGACUGUGAAGUGGGUGUCCAGAACUAUUUUUCAACUGAUGGAAGAAUUAAAAAAGUACACAAUACCAUGUCAGCACAUAAAAAGCUAAUGAUAAAGUACUUGUUCCUUAUAAUUAUAACAUUAAACCAUAUGACAUCCUCUGCAGGAACAAAGAGCAACAACACCUGUAGAAAUAAUGUGCAUGUUUACAACAAACUGAAAAUCAAGCUAAAACUCCUUAUAUCAGAAUUCUCACAGCCUAAACAAGUCUGGGUACAGAUUAUUGGACAGUUAUAUUCUAUUAUGGAUGAAACACCCCUGAGACCUGCAGUUAUAAUAAUUGCUGUUCCUCAAGAUACAAAACGAGAGAGUAUGUGUUUUGUUCAGCAUAUUUCUGAGAGUGUUGCUGCUGCAUUUGAUGAUUCAUCAUAUAUAGUCUACAAUGCCAAGAGUGAUAGUCACUUGGAUCCACUUAUGAUGAAGCAAAUUUUGGAUUCUAAACUUCAACAACUACAAACUUCUCACGUUGCAAUAAUCAAUGGCAUUGAGUCAAUUCCAGGCAAUGCUUCAUUGAUUCUUCAUGGUUACUGUGAUAAUGACAAUGCACCUUAUAAGCAGAGUCUCAUCUUUCUAAUACUCAAUCUCCCAAUGCAAUAUGCAGCUCUACAAGAGGAAAAACUGGACAAACUUACACUGCAAAUAACUAUUGAACUAGCAUCAAGCAACAAUAUUCUGGAUAUGCAGAUUCAGCAUAUUUAG
Messenger RNA from Penaeus monodon (black tiger shrimp), 1101 nucleotides. RefSeq lists its product as uncharacterized. The coding region runs from base 430 to 1101 and encodes 223 amino acids. Gene Ontology annotation, molecular function: ATPase activator activity. The record is from RefSeq and is a predicted model, not a curated record. Gene Ontology annotation, biological process: membrane organization. Gene Ontology annotation, cellular component: membrane. Lineage: Eukaryota; Metazoa; Arthropoda; Malacostraca; Decapoda; Penaeidae. The transcript is spliced from 4 exons.